Scheffersomyces coipomensis is the source of this 1251-nucleotide messenger RNA. RefSeq lists its product as uncharacterized. The transcript has a single exon. The record is from RefSeq and is a predicted model, not a curated record. NCBI's taxonomy places the organism in Eukaryota, Fungi, Ascomycota, Pichiomycetes, Serinales, Debaryomycetaceae. Bases 1 to 1251 code for a protein of 416 amino acids.
AUGAGUGUUCUUACCCUUACUGGGCUCUAUGUCAUUUUAUCAAUUCCAGUUAAGUUAUUACUCCUUUUACUUAGUUAUCCAUUUGUAGGAGGAUUUGGAAGAAAGUAUAAACACCAUUUAGGUCAUUCCCUUCGUUUAUUAUUAUGCCGAACUGGUUUAAUGGUUCCAGUUAGGGACUGUGCCUAUAUUUGUAUUUAUAGUAAUGAAGUUUUAUUAAAAACUAUUAUUAAAAUCCUUCAUAGAAAUUAUCUUAAUAAAGAAAAAUUGAAUGAUUAUGGUAAAAGAUAUGAUGAAAACUCAUUUUGGAUUGUUAAACAACCAGAUAUCAAAAAGAAUGAUCCUAUUAUUGUUUAUUUACAUGGUGGAGGUUAUUAUUUUGAAACCAUGCCUUCUCAAAUUGAAUCAUUAUUAGCAGUUCAAAAAUUAUUAGAUCCAUCCCUUAGAUCAAAAGUAUCAAUCUUACUUUUAGAUUAUAAAUUAGCUUGUCGAGGUUAUACUAUGCCUAAUCAAUUAAAUGAAUUACAUCAAACUUAUAAACGUUUAGCAUUUGAAGAAGGUUAUACCAAUAUUCUGUUUAUUGGUGAUUCAGCAGGAGGAAAUUUAGCCGUAACUUAUUUACAAUAUUUAAAAUUAGUAAAUGAAAAGACUCCUAUCGUUUAUCCCAAUAAAGUGGUUUUAAUUAGUCCUUGGGUUAAAGUCGCUAUUGAAGAACAUCAAUAUGCUCCUGGUAAUUCAAUGUAUGAUAAUGAUCCUAUUGAUAUGAUUCAAUAUAGAGCUUUCCAUGAUGUUGACAGAGCAAAAGCUAUCGUUGGACCUUCAAAUGUUCAUAGUUUAUUAAUCUCACCUGGUAAUACCCCUUAUAAACAUGACGAUUGGACUUCUAUUCCAACUUUAUCGUCCCCAACUUCUGAUAUAUUGGUGUUAGUGGGUGAAGAUGAAGUGUUUAGAGAUGAUGUUUUAACUUGGGCAAAAUAUGCUUUAGGUGUACCAUUAUAUGGAAAAUAUAAAUAUGGUGAUUCUGAAGGUAAAAACUUAAAUAAAUUAACUUAUAUUAGAAAAAGUGAUGAAAAAUCUGCUGGUAUCAGAUUUUAUAUUGAACCUUGGGGAGUUCAUGAUUCUACAUUAUUUUUUGAAAGUCAUUUAUUAAGAAAAUUAACUAAAAAUCCAAAAUUAACCAUUGAUGCUCUUGAUCAAGAUGAAUUUUUCGGAAUUACUAGAAUUGUGAAGUUUUUAAAUGAAACUUUAACUUGA